Messenger RNA from Pungitius pungitius (ninespine stickleback), 4656 nucleotides. Its product is annotated as myosin light chain kinase 2, skeletal/cardiac muscle. The coding region runs from base 294 to 2783 and encodes 829 amino acids. Gene Ontology annotation, molecular function: ATP binding; myosin light chain kinase activity. Gene Ontology annotation, biological process: protein phosphorylation. The record is from RefSeq and is a predicted model, not a curated record. The transcript has 15 exons. NCBI's taxonomy places the organism in Eukaryota, Metazoa, Chordata, Actinopteri, Perciformes, Gasterosteidae.
AGGGAAGCAGACGCUAGGGAUACAGUUUGACGGGAACAGAUAAGUCUUUUUGGCUUCUUACAGUCUAAGCUCACUUUACACAAGCUUUUGAAAUCUUCAUAUGGAUUGUUGUCGGAUGGUGAUCUCUAAAAAAAAUUUUUGUAUCUAAAUUUGUUUGCACUCCAAAGUGAGGACUGAAGAAUAGAGCUGGCUACGAUUUUUGAAAAAGCAUUUUUGUCUGUUUCACAGACGCUAGUCGUCCUAUUUUUGUCUCGAGUUGGUGUCUCAACGUGACUUUUACAUCACCGGAGGCCAUGAGUUCCUUGGUAAUGAACACAGUAGGAGAUGGCAAUGGUGCAAGUAUUGACCUCAUCCAAAACAGGAUUGAGUCCCUCAGCAGCAAGAUGGACAAGCUCAUCAACAUUCAAGAAAAGGUCCUCAACCGAUUAGAUGGGAUGUCUCAGGACAUUGACGGUAUUGAAAUGGAUAUGGAGAACCUGAAGGUUGACAAGGAGGAGAUCCAUAUUCCACCCAAGAUGGUGAGCCAGACCCAGGUUAUGGGGCAAGAGGUGAGGGAGAUAUGCCAAGAGAUGAGCACCAUAAUGUUGGUGGUGAACCAGCGGUCCGAGCAGCAGGCCCAGAAGCUCGAAGGGAUGGAAAAGCUGGUCCUCAGCAUGCAGCAGGUGAUCAGCUUCAUCGGAGAGACGGUGAAGAGUUCUAGGGUUAUGGAGCUGAUUUUUAAAGGUGCUGCUGCUCGGAAGGGCUGCAAAUCCAAAGAAAGCAAAGGCAAGCAGGCCAUAAAGGGGAAAUCGUCUACGGACACAAUAAACAAGAAGCUCGACAAGAAACCUACCUCUAGUAAAGCGAGUAAAGGGAAUCAAGACAUAACUCCAGCAUGUGAGCGCAGUUCUCCACAAACCUCCCACAAGAUAAAGCUCCAUGGACCAAAGCUGUACCUCACCUCUCGCAAAUGUGGAAAAUGUUUAAAGGACCACAAAGGUAGAGAUGGGAUAGAUAAGCCCCCAAUGAGUCCAGAGGGUCUGAAAGCUGAAAAGAAGAUGAAGCCUCCGGACGCAGCAGGUGCGGAGACCAACUUCUAUUCACGAGAAAUGAAAAACAUCUCCCUGAAGAAGCAGAUACUGCUUUUCGAAGAGGUGCAGAAACUCAACAGGGAGAACACGGAGAAAUCAGGUCACCAACUCACCGGAGCAAAUCUGGAUCCGGAGGCUGCGUCGUCCGCAAAGGACCAACAACCCGACGCCCCCGAUCGCAGUUUGUUGGACGACCUGCAAAAAGGUUCGCAGGCGGCCGUGGAUGACAAACCUGAAGUCGUUGAGGCGGUCAGUGAGGAGGGGGUUGGGGACGAGGUGAACGAGGCAGAGGGAACCGAGAAGGAACCAAAGCUCCACGUGGAGGAGGCGGCGGAAGAGGACAAGAAGGAAGAUGCUCUUUCUGAAAAAGUAGCUGAAGCCCCACAGUUGCCUGCUGCCAGCAGGGACGACUGCAAAGAUGCACCUUCAUCUCCAGACGUUGGGCAGGUCCAAUUAUUAGAGAUCUGCACAGUGAGCAGCAGCUUCAGUGUGACCGAGGAACUCUUCGUCGUGGAGGAACACACAAAGAGCCUUGUGAUGGUGAAGGAGGACGAAGAGGUGGAGGAGGAGGAGGAGGAGGGGAAGAAGAUGAUGAAGGUGGACAGCGAGGCGGACGAGCAGAAGCUGGAGUCUGAGGGCUGGGCCGUCUUCAGGGCGGAUGGGAUUCAAUUCCAGUUGAACCUGAAACAAAGGGUGGAGAGAGAGAGAAAAGAGAAGGAAGCGGAGAAGGAUGCAGAAGGGGAGGAUGGUGGGGAGGUAGAGCGGUACUUUAUUGACACCUCUUCUCCUCCAGCGGCUCCUUUUAACCACCGGAUAGUUUCUGCCAAACCCAACCAGAUCGUCAACUUCUACACCAUCAACUGGCAGGAGGUCCUCGGCGGGGGUCGUUUUGGCCAGGUGCACAAAUGUGUUGAAAACUCCUCUGGUCUCACUUUGGCAGCAAAGGUCAUCAAAGCCAGGAGUAUGAAAGAAAAGGAGGUGGUGAAGAAUGAGAUCCAGGUCAUGAAUAACCUGGACCAUGCCAGCCUGAUCCAGCUCUAUGCAGCUUAUGAGUCAAGGAAUGACAUCAUCCUUGUACUUGAAUACGUUGGUGGAGGGGAGCUGUUUGACAGGAUCAUUGAUGAAAACGACACGUUGAUGGAGCUGGACGCUGUUCUUUUCAUCAGGCAGAUCUGUGAAGGCCUGCAACACAUGCACAAAAUGUACAUCCUGCACUUGGAUUUGAAGCCAGAAAACAUUCUGUGUGUGAGCAGAGUCACAAAUAAGAUCAAAAUCAUCGACUUUGGUCUCGCUAGGAUAUACAAACCGCGAGAGAAGCUGCGGGUGAACUUUGGCACUCCAGAGUUUCUCGCUCCCGAAGUCAUCAACUACGACUUUGUGUCGUUCAACACAGACAUGUGGAGCCUCGGCGUCAUCACCUACAUGCUUCUGAGCGGCCUAUGCCCCUUCCUCGGCGACGAUGACAACGAGACUCUGAACAACAUCUUGGCCUGCAAGUGGAACUUUGAGGAGCAAGAGUUUACGGACACGUCUGAAGAAGCCAAGGACUUCAUCUCCAGACUGCUCAUUGUGAAUAAAAGUUGGAGGAUAGGGGCAUCCGAGGCCUUGAGACAUCCUUGGCUGUGCAGCCCGGUCCUUCAUCAUCGGCUUCAUACAAAGAAAACGAUGUGCAGAUCACGGCGUUCAUCGUGUGUGCCUACUUCUGAUAGUUGAGGGCUACAAAGAUGAGACGGCUUCAGCCGUGGCCACUUGGACCAACCUUCACGUCCACGCAAAUGACCUUAAUCUUCAGUCCAUGCACCUGUGAAAUGGGCUAAAAUUCAAGAUACCCCACAAACCCUGUCCUGAUCCACUGUUGUUGUGUUUAUGUCAGCGAUAUAUACAAAAACAACAGGCAGUUAAAAGCACUUUAGUUUAGUUGGGAUUAAAUUAGACUUCAGUAAUGAACAAUUCAAAAGUAAGUAAAAAUAACAUUACUAUUAUUGAUAAUGGUCUCCUUCUCCGGUUGUUUGUGUUCGUUAUUUGUUACCUCGUGUGUAGUAUUUUGAAAUGGGUCUAAUGUCCCAGUCCAAGCGACUCAUUUAGUAUUACCACAUAACAGUUUGAUCGGGUGUCGCAACUUUGCCUUGAAAGUUGAGGUCUACAUUGUACUAUCUGCUUCUUUUUGAAAUAUCCACUUAUAACCAAAUACACUGUGCUGUCAUUGUUCAUUGCUUUUGUUUAAAGGUCACAGCAUGAUGUGUAUCACUUGACUGAAUUAAUAUGUGUUGCAUUCAUCCAUCCUGUUAUUAUCUAAUAAUGAUUAUUAUCGGGCUGUAAGUAAAUGCUUAUCUGUGGUUUUAAAAUACUAUUCAAUUUCACAUAUUUAAGGGAAUGGACUCCAUUAAAUUGCUGGAUGUGUAUUGUAUGUUUGGACAGAAUGGGAUUUGUGCAGUUGGUGUCAUGAGCUGUAGCAUGUGCACUUUAUAAUGUUAUUUAUUUAGACAUAGGUCAUACAUGAAGCUACCUUAGUUCCUUAGAAAAGGCUUGUGUGGUCAGAUCCACCCACAUUUUCUUCUUUGCUUUGUCCAGCUGUUUACGAAGGAAAAAUAUUUUGACUUCAAAACCAACCAAAACAGUGAAGGUCUUAUCAGCCUAGUGCACAAUUGUAGAUCUUAAUUGCAUGUGUCAGUGGGUUUUUAGCAGCUAUUAUUGAAGCUCGAGCUAGAAACUUGGACGUAUAACUUUUUUAAACUUCUUUUUCACUCUAGUUGCAUAUUCUGAAGACGCCUUUUCACAAAUCGAAAUGUUCAUGCCUUCUGUGAAGGUUCAUUAACGGAAAGUAAUACACUACCUGCUUAAUGUGGCUUAAGUUGAUGAACUGUUGUUUGAACUACAUUCAUUGAAUUUUACAUUGUGAAUGUUACUUUAUUUGAUGUUGAACUAGUUGUGCUAGUGAAAGAGGUUGUCCUCGCAGAGUUAACCAUUUAAACUGCAGCAUGCAUUAGUGACGUGUGUACACAUCCAUUAAACUGUAAUAAUGCAGCAAAGGGUAGUGGCUUUCCUUUUGUUACCGUUGUUUGAAGCUUGAUGUCAUACACUUCAUGUGUCGAUGAAGAUAAUUGUGAAUUCACACUGUGCUGAGAAACUAAAGCCCUUGGUAAAAACCAUGUGCUUUUGUAUGGAGAAGUAAAAUGUAUGCAUGAAACGCUUUUUUUUUGCAGUAUCCAAUAUACUUCACAGAUUUUGACCCUUCCUAGGAGAAAGAUUAUGGUUUUCAUUUUUAAUGCACAAAAGUAAAGAGGAGUUUGACAUGUAUUUUAUCAUAGUUAAACGGGAUACUGCUUGUGAAUAGGUAGCGAUUUCAAAUUGUCACAGAUACACAACUGAGGUGGUUUUACAGGAUUUCUUUAAGAAACUUCACGAUUCCGCGUCAUCUCAUAUCUUUAGUUCAAAGAAGCGUUGUUAAACUUUGACUAAGAGGAGAACACACUGUUCCUGAAGCAUUUUUUCUCUUUGUUUUCUGGAACGUUUUAACCCUUAAAUACACAAACGCCCUCUGAGGAUGAAAGUACAGCUUAUUCAAGGAGCCUAAUAAACAGCAUCU